AUGUUGUCAGUUUCAAAGAGGAAAAACGAACCUGCCCACUAUAUGUUGAAGAUUGAGUCUUUUUCUCUUCUUGCUGAAGCUAAAUCCAUCAAAAUUGAAUCUGAUGUUUUCGAAGCCAGCGGUCAUAAAUGGAGACUAGAAUUGUAUCCAAAUGGAAAUGAUUUGAAAAGUGGCGGUGACAACAUAUCUUUGUAUCUUGUGAUAUGUGACACUGAAAGCCUCCGAAAGGGGUGGGAGAUAUCAACGGCGAUGGAAACAGGACAAGGUUUAGCAGUUGAGGUUUUUGUUGUUUCGGAGUUAGCACAAACAGAUCGUUGCUUAUCAUUUAUAAAGCCCUCGGCAGCUACUAGUACCUACACCUGGACGAUUGAUAAUUUUUCAAACGUGACAGAGGAAAGUAUUUAUUCAAAUGUCUUCAGAGUUGGCAAUGUCAAAUGGAAUUUAUGCCUUUAUCCAAAAGGGAACAAUACAGGGGCGGAUACUCAUUUAUCUAUCUUUUUGAAAGUAUUUGACGAUGCUUUGUUUCCUUAUGUUUGGCGAGUUUAUGCAAAUUUUAAGCUUCGGGUUAAGAAUCAAAGUUAUAAGGACGAUAUAGAACAAGGGCUUGCUUGCUGUUUCAGUCACUCUGAUGAAGUUUGGGGUAUACCUACUAUUGUGCAACUGAAUGAGCUCCAUGAAUCGGGAAACGGCUUGUUGGUGAAUGGUGUUCUUAUUGUGGAAGUCGAGUUCUUAAUGUUGGGUGCCCUCAAAAAUUUCAUCUGA
This is a messenger RNA of Erigeron canadensis, 762 nucleotides long. RefSeq names its product ubiquitin C-terminal hydrolase 12-like. The coding region runs from base 1 to 762 and encodes 253 amino acids. The record is from RefSeq and is a predicted model, not a curated record. Gene Ontology annotation, molecular function: protein binding. NCBI's taxonomy places the organism in Eukaryota, Viridiplantae, Streptophyta, Magnoliopsida, Asterales, Asteraceae. The transcript has 6 exons.